Messenger RNA from Miscanthus lutarioriparius, 414 nucleotides. The record is from the annotation of a GenBank genome assembly. Lineage: Eukaryota; Viridiplantae; Streptophyta; Magnoliopsida; Poales; Poaceae.
AUGGGCGCCGUGAGCUGCCGGAGGCGGGCGAGCCGGCGCCGCUGCCACGCCGCCGCCCUCCUCGCCGCCGUCCUCUUCACCGCGGCCAUGGUUGUGGUUGCAGGGCGGCCGGUCCGUUUGCCAGCGGCGGCGCUGGCAAGGAGGCGAAUAGACUCGUCGACGGCGAUGGCCAACGGCGCCACCAGGAGGGCAGCGACCACCACGUGGACGAGGGACGCCAUGGACGUGCUCCCAGCCCGGCGGCGGUGGCUCGUGGGGCCGGGGUCGUCGCCGCCGACGUGCCGCGCGCGGUGCGGGCGGUGCACGCCGUGCCGGGCCACCCGCGUGGUCAUCCAGCCCGGGGUGGGACCCCAGUGGGAGUACUACCCGGAGGUGUGGCGCUGCAAGUGCGGCAACAAGCUCUUCAUGCCAUGA